Molecule: messenger RNA, 3913 nt
Organism: Sycon ciliatum
Lineage: Eukaryota; Metazoa; Porifera; Calcarea; Leucosolenida; Sycettidae
Exons: 20
Coding region: 364-3084 (906 amino acids)
Biological process (GO): cell surface receptor protein tyrosine kinase signaling pathway
Cellular component (GO): cytoplasm
Source: RefSeq, a predicted model, not a curated record
CACCCACCUCCGACAUCGGCUGAUUUGGGGCAUUUUCGUCGAUGGGAUCGUCGUUGGGAACGUUCCCGAGCUUGCAGUUUGUCGGUGGCUGCAGCUGCUGAGAAUUAGCCCAGUGUCGCUGGUGUAGUCCUACUAGUGAUAUUCGUAGCAGCACAGUGAAGUGGAGAACAAACGGCUGAGAGAGCUAGAACAGUAGCUCGAAGAAUCCCAGCGCAGGGUCUCAAACUUGGCUUGCGUUGGGCGGGCAAGAAAAUUCAUUCAUGGUCUCGCGGAAAGGUGCCUUGUGCGCGGAGCCUUGACGUGCGGUGAUUCAUCGAGGUACCGAUCGCUAGCGCUGCCGCGGCGGUGAAGCGUUCAAUAAACAUGGACCCCGAUGUGGUCUGCGAAGGCUAUCUCCUCAAACUGCCGCACACCGGACUGGGAAGGACCUGGAACAGGCGCUAUUUCGUGCUGUGGAGGGCGUCGCACCUGGGCAGCGCUCGGCUGGAGUACUUUGCCGACGAGCGGGCGUACCAUAACCAUGCUAGCAAGAAAGCACUUCAGCUGCGGUUCUGCGAGUAUGUUGCACAGGUCACAGACAAGGCAAAGCCGUUUGUGUUUGAGAUGAAGGUGGAGCAAGCUACGCAUCGCAUGGCGGCUAACUCCCAGGAAGAACUGAACACUUGGCUUGAUAUGCUUCAACGAGGCGUAGCCAAAGCACAGGGAGUGGUCAACGACACAAGCACAAUGGGUACGGAGUCUCGCUUUGCCGACCCAGGCGCCGGGUUCAGUUUCGUGCCCGUCGGGGACGCAAAUGCUGACCCGAUGCAGUGGGGAUCGGGUUACGCCGCUCCCCCCGCUGGCCAGGCCCAGUCCUUCUCUUCACCAACGUCACCUCCGCUGGCUGCCGAUGAUCCGUUUGCAGCUGGAGCAGCCACAGGUAUACGGGAGAACAUGGCGUACGAAUCCGGCGUUGCUGAUGGCAGGUUCAGGGUUCAUGUUGAGCCCACGGCUGCAUCACAACAGUUCGGAUUCUCCGGCGAAUACACAUUGAUCGUAUCCAGCAUCUCACUUCAACUCAUCGGUGUCGUCACUAAUCAAGUUAUUGCAACAUGGCCACUGCGCUACCUGCGUCGGUAUGGUCGGGAAGAGCGGACUGUGAAGUUCACGUUCGAGGCUGGCAGAAAGUGCCAAGCUGGCCCCGGUGCAUUUGAGCUGAAGACCACAGCAUACAAUGAAAUCUUCACACGGGUGGACGGGCACAUCAAAGACAUGGAGAGAGAUAAGAAAGCAGGCAAUGCACUACACCAGGGCAACCUCUCCACCCCUGCUGGUCGAGUCACCCAGCAACAGCAACAGCAGCCACAACUGAUUUCACCUCCCACCUCACCAGGCUGGCAACAGCAACAACAGCAGCAGCAGCAAUUCCACCAGGCUCAGCAGUUUCAGCAGCAGCAACCGCAGUCCCGCACGCUGCAGCAGCCGCUAGCGCCCAACGUCCCGAAAGCUCCCAGUCGCGGGGGAAGCCUCAUGCGGCCGUCUGGACCAAUAAUUGACGACGACGAAGAAGAAUACACGGAAGCGCGUCCGUUCCAGCCGACACGACAGAGCCGCGCUGCGCCUGGUGUGCCAUCAUCUGCUCUUCCUGCUCUUCCGGGUGAAGAUGGUGGUGGGGUUGGUGUUGGAGGUGGUCUUCCACCCAAACCUCAACCCCGUGGUAGCAAUCAAACUCUUCCCAAACAGCUCGCAACUAUAGAUUCAAGCGAAGCUAUCGACACGGAGGAGCAAUACGACACCGCAGCGGCAAUAGCAGAGCACGGGGGAACACUACCUGCUCCCAGAACGGCGUUCAAUGACAGGCAGCGCAAUGUUGCCAUGGCAGCUGCUGCAGUCGCCGCCGGCAACAGUCGUCAGUCAGCGUCGCUGUCGACGGCCUCACACCAGCUCGGAGAGAUUGAAGUGGUACCGGUCGGGAGCCAUUAUAACCAAUUGCGGAGGCCGAGCGCUGACGAUGUCGGCAAUAGUGCUGCUGUCGUGGGUGGUGGUGCUAACAGCAUCACCAGGGCGGCACCACCGCCGCAGACCAGGUCUCAACCGCACUCUCGUCGCGGCUCUGACACAGCUGCAUCCGUCACCACCGGCAACAGGGCUCCGCCGUUGCCAGAGCAACCAAGCGCAACAACGCGUACAUCAGGAUCUGCCGGUGGCGUUGCCGGACAGAUGGGAGCGAUGAACCUCGGUGGGAAUACUGGCAGCGAUGCCGGGGAUGGCUACCACCGCUCUAUGCACCCGACCAGCACCGAGAUGACCCCGCACACGGCCGCCGGCCCUUACAGCAACACGCUGCCGAGCGACGCGCCGCGCAGAGUCAAGGUGGAGCACUUGACCCUCACGCCCGGUCAGGCCGGCUCUGACCCGUACAGUCGGCUCAUGCAGCAAACGUCGACAUUCGGUGGCGGUGGUGGUGGAGCGUAUGACAAUCCGAGAGAAACUGGUGCUACUCCAGCUGCGCCCUAUGGAAACAUCGAUGCAGCUGCAAGGCAGGACCCUAACGUGUUUGUUCCUGAUCCCUAUGACAACCCACGGACGUUUAAGGAGGCACCUUCAAGGAGCAAUGCGGAACCAAAUCCCUUUGAUGAAUUUGACCAGCAGCAAGGUGAUGCUCCCCUCCCUCCGCGGCCGCCUAAACCAGGCCCAGCUUCACCUAGCUCUGUAGCACCUAGUAAUGCAGCCAUGGGUGGCAUGCCGAUAGUUGACCUGGAUUACGAGGGUGGCCAGGAUAUCAGCUUCACGGCUCCUCAGUCACACGCUGCGGGUACUUUCAGUGCUACCCAACCAACCUCCGUGUCAAUGAACCCCAUCGCUAGUCUGGACUACAUCAACCAGGACGGAAAUGCCGACAUCCAGGCCGAUUACGAUCCCGUGUCUGAAAGUCAAGGGCAACGCGAGAUUAUCGACUAUGACGAUGUGCCCGGCGGACCCCCAAGUCACUUUGGAAUUGAAGAGGAAGAGGAACUGGAAGAGUAUGUGGAGGGAUUCCAGGCAAUGCCGCCUCCAAACCGUCCCAGGGCGCCUUAUGACCAUGUCCAGCAUCGGGCGUAUUAGCACGGCACACGGCGAGGUGGAGCAGAGGCUGACCGAGCAUGCCGUAACGAUUUGUUGCCUCGUUUGACCGCGUCUUCUGCGAAAGGAGGAAAGUCGCCGUGCAAGUCGUAUGUGCCCAGGACACUGGUCCCAUGCAAUGCUGCUGUGUAUCACCUCCUGACAGGCCACGAUAACAUCUUUGAAAUAGCUCUCCGCUUGGGAUCUCUUCAAGGAUCCUCGAAUUGUGGUGGUGUUCCUACGGAUGCGGAAAACUGGCCUCUAGCCGAGUCUGACGCGAACCGUGAAAUCUUUUUUUGUUUUUGGGGUCUCUCCUUUAGUUCUCCCUUUUUUUUUAAGAACCCAUGUUUGGACAUCUCUGUAUGCGCUGCCUACACUCCUAUUCUUUGAUUCCGUAUUUCUUUUGCCUCGUAGUGAGCAUAGCAGCAUAGCAAGUUUCUCGGACAACUAAAAACGGUGCUACUAUCCGCUGAUAAUCUUAAUAAUUAUAAUGACAAUAUCGUGAAUGAUGUCAUCACUGGCAUUAUCAGCGCUACAUUGUGUAUUGCUUUCCGUCCUUGUACGAGCCCGUUUUUUAAAUACAUUUGUCCCAUGCGAUGUUGACAGACUUUCACAGUUAAUGGUUUUUGUCACUAGUUACAUGUCCAUCUUGCCACUUAUGCCCUAUAAGUAAAGCAUAGCCUUGUAAAACAAUACUGCAUACUUGUGGAUUUUCAAAAGCGCUGGAUCUUAUAGCUUUGGAGCGUUGGAUUCAGAUUUAGAUCCCUUCUUUCUUUCGUUUAAUAAUUAUUUUAAAUUUUCUCCCUCAACUCAGAUGGUGAGCCAGCGUAUC